AUGUACAUCACUCUCUACUACCUCGUCACCCGGCUCCCUGACUCACUUCGCUCGGUAAGGGACCACUUCUUCUCCCUUUGCCCCACCACCCUCACCGUUGACCUCCUCGAGGAGCGCCUCCUUGCAGCUGAGAAGACUAUAGUCGCUGUAGGAGCCUCUCGUGGCGACCCUCGUGCCAUUUUCUUUGAGGGGUGCUCCCCUAUUCCCCUGUUGCCUUCUGUUGCCUCUGCUGCUACUGUCAACCUCGUUGGCACUGAGUCGGUCGGCGCUGCAUCUGCUCCUAGUAGGAGGCACCGCAGCGGCAGGAGCAAGGGGGGCAAGGGUGCUGGAGGAGACCGCCAGCAGCAGCAGCGUUCUCGUGAGACCCUAUCGCCCCAGCAGCUUCGUGAGUGGUACGCGGGGCGUGGGAGGUCUGGGGGUGCUAGUCCCUGCGCUUACGUUCUCCGAACCGGCGAGCGCAGUGGGGAGACAUGUGGAGGGCCGCACGCCACGCAGCACUGUUUUGGCCGCUUGACUGACGCCUGGCUUGCACAGUUUCUUGACUCUACUGAGAUCCCACGGUGGGGUGAUCUGCUUAAGUCGGGGGUUGCUAUCUUUGAUCUUGAUUAUGAUGCUAUCCUUGCUGCUAUGUAUGCUGUGUCUAUUAAUGCUGAGGAAGACUUUUACCUGUGUGUUCCGCCCGACCCAGGCAUUGAGGCUGCUGCUCUAGGUGCUAGUGAGUCUGCUGCUCCAGGUGUUGGUGAGUCUGCUGCCCCAGGUGCUGGUGAGUCUGCUCUCUCAGGUACUACGCCUGCGGUAAAUUCACUGGUACUCGGAGACGUUGCAUCCGCCGAGCUAGGUAUAGAGUUAGCGGGAGGAUCGGAACCUUGA
Messenger RNA from Closterium sp. NIES-65, 870 nucleotides. Lineage: Eukaryota; Viridiplantae; Streptophyta; Zygnematophyceae; Desmidiales; Closteriaceae. The record is from the annotation of a GenBank genome assembly.